Molecule: messenger RNA, 1545 nt
Organism: Emericellopsis cladophorae
Lineage: Eukaryota; Fungi; Ascomycota; Sordariomycetes; Hypocreales; Bionectriaceae
Product: 6-mannosyltransferase alg-like protein
Exons: 1
Coding region: 1-1545 (514 amino acids)
Molecular function (GO): GDP-Man:Man(1)GlcNAc(2)-PP-Dol alpha-1,3-mannosyltransferase activity; alpha-1,3-mannosyltransferase activity
Source: RefSeq, a predicted model, not a curated record
AUGGCCCGCAAGCAGCCCCGGGGGCGGGCAUCCAAUCCAUCCGCUACCCUCACCCGAGUCCCAGCUCCAGCCCAGGCGGCUGUCUCCGCCUCGAACCACGAACAGGGCACCGUUGUCUUCUUCCACCCGGAUCUAGGCAUCGGCGGCGCAGAGCGUCUCAUCGUCGACGCCGCCGUCGGCCUGCAGGCGCGAGGCCACAAGGUCGUCAUCUUCACCAACCACUGCGACCCAGGCCACUGCUUCGACGAGUGUCGCGAUGGCACCCUCGACGUCCGCGUGCGCGCCUCCCGCCUCAUCCCCAUGUCCGUCUUCUCCCGCCUCAUCAUCCUCUGCGCCAUCCUCCGCCACAUCCAGCUCCUCCUCCAGAUCGCCCUGACCGGCGAGCUCCUCCGCCUCGCACCCCGCGCUAUCAUCGUCGACCAGCUCUCCGCCGGCCUCCCCCUGCUCACCUACCUCUGCCCCGCCGCCCCCAUCCUCUUCUACUGCCACUUCCCCGACCUCCUCCUCGCCUCCGGCCGCGACACCAGUGCCCUCAAGCGCCUGUACCGCGUCCCCUUCGACAAGCUCGAGGAAUGGACCAUGCAGUUCGCCGCCAGCACCGCCGUCAACUCCGAGUUCACAAAGUCCAUUGUCGCGCAGACAUGGCCCACGCUCGCCGCCAGCACGACACUGCGCACCGUCUACCCCUGCGUCGACCUGUCUGCGGCCUCCUCCUCCUCCUCCUCCUCCACAAGCAACAAGGCGGUGCGCAAUGCCCUCGACGGCGAAAAGCUCCUGCUGAGCAUCAACCGCUUCGAGCGCAAAAAGGACAUUGCCCUCGCCAUAAAGGCCUUUGCCGGGCUGGCCCAGCGCAAAAACGUCCGCCUCGUCCUCGCCGGCGGCUACGACCCUCGAAUCGACGAGAAUGUACAGUACUUAUCCGAGCUACGCUCCCUCUGCGACAGCCUCUCGCUCGGCCACACCACCGUCACCGCCACGGACUCCCUCGCGCAGGCGACCCCCGCCGACGACGCCCCCGUCCUCUUCCUCCCCUCCGUGCCCUCCGACACCAAGACGUCCCUGCUGCGCCACGCCAGGCUGCUCCUCUACACCCCCGCCGGCGAGCACUUUGGCAUCGUCCCCCUCGAAGCCAUGAAGGCCAAACUCCCCGUCCUGGCCGCCACGACCGGCGGACCGCGCGAGUCCGUGGUGGACGGCAAGACGGGCUGGCUGCGCCCCACGACCGACGUGGCCGCCUGGACGGACGUCAUGGCCACCGCCCUCGACGGUCAAAACGACGGCCUGCUCAGGACCAUGGGCGAGCAGGGCCUGAACCGCGUGCGCGAGGUCUUCUCCAGGGACAGCAUGGCCGAGACGCUCGAUGGCAUCAUCGCCGACAUGGAAAAGGGGAAGCCGGUUGCGUCCGCGCUCUUGAACAUGGCCCUCAAUGCCAUCGUUGUUCUGAUUGCCUUUAUCAUUGGGAUUGGUGGGGCCAAGGGCUACGUCGUGGCCAAGGACCGAGUCAUAUGGGCGUGGAAGGACGUCGCCUCGCUCGUCAAGGGAUAA